This is a messenger RNA of Nyctereutes procyonoides (raccoon dog), 2361 nucleotides long. Its product is annotated as cytochrome c oxidase subunit 6B1-like. Bases 1671 to 1931 code for a protein of 86 amino acids. NCBI's taxonomy places the organism in Eukaryota, Metazoa, Chordata, Mammalia, Carnivora, Canidae. Gene Ontology annotation, cellular component: respiratory chain complex IV; mitochondrial inner membrane; mitochondrion. The record is from RefSeq and is a predicted model, not a curated record. The transcript has a single exon.
CAAUUCAAACAUGAAAUGUUAAUUUUCUGAUCAACAUCAAUAGAUUUCCCAUUCAAAUAGCGUACAAUGACAGGGAUACCUGGGUGGUUCAGCAACUGAGCAUCUGCCUUCAGCUCCAGGAGUGAUUCUGGAGUCCCGGGAUCGAGUCCCACAUUGGGUUACUCCUGGGAAGCCUGCUUCUCCCUCUCCCUUUGCCUAGGUCUCUCACUCUCUCUGUGUCUUAUGAAUAAAAUCUUUUAAAAAUAUAGUGUACAAUGAUAAAUACUAAUGAAAUCUUUCCUACCAGUUCAUCUUUGAAAUAAGUAUAUGUUUUUUUAAGAAAAUAAAAACUAAGAAACACUAUCUUUAUCAAAUUAUUAACAUGAAUGCCUACUUCAGCCUUACAACUAAUCAGAUAAAUAAAACUCUAACACAAAUUAUAUACUACAGUAUCAUAAAGAAUUAGCAUCAUAAAGGGGCUUUCAAGGUCAUUCGAUCUAUUUUCUAAAUGAGAACAAUCAUGAGGCAGGUUAAAAGAAGAACCAGAAGCAAGUUCACAAUGGGUAUUUUGACAUCCAUAUCGUAUUAGAAUUUCUGAUGUUAAAAAAAAAAAAGAAUUUCUGAUGUUGAAUAUCUCAAUGUAGUAUUUUUUCUUUUCUUUUUUUUUUUAAUUUUUAUUUAUUUAUGAUAGUCACACACAGGGAGAGAGAGAGAGAGGCAGAGACAUAGGCAGAGGGAGAAGCAGGCUCCAUGCACUGGGAGCCCGAUGUGGGAUUCAAUCCCGGGUCUCCAGGAUCGCGCCCUGGGCCAAAGGCAGGCGCCAAACCGCUGCGCCACCCAGGGAUCCCGUAUUUUUUCUUUUUUUAAAGAUUUUAUUUAUUCAUUCAUGAUAGAGAGAGGCAGAGACACAGGCACAGGGAAAAGCAGGUUCUAUGCUGGGAGCCUGACGCAGGACUCGAUCCUGGAACCCCAGGAUCGCGCCCUGGGCCAAAGGCAGGCACUAAACCGCUGAGCCACCCAGGGAUCCCCUGUAGUAUUUUUUCUAAUAGGAUACCUUGCUUUCAAUGAGACAGGAGAUUUUAUUUAUUGUUUGAAAUGUUUCAAAAAGGGCUAUUUAACAUGAUGAAUGUGCCUUUCCAUAAAAUUUUAGGGCCAACAGAAAGAUUUAGAAAACAAAAAUAAAAAUCCAAAAGAUACACUUAAGAACUCCAAGUGAAAAACCCUAAAGUGAGGGGAGGAGAAAAAAGAAAUUCCAGAAAGUUCAGUUUCUUCUCUCACUAAAUUAUCCCUAAGGCAGAAAUCUAGGAUGCUUAGAGGACUGUUUGUAAUGUUUAUUUAGAACUAGAAACUAGCUUAAAUACAGAAGCCCCAAUGAGGGCUUUUUACAUUUUUUUUUUUUUGAAGGCCUUUUAAAUUUUAAGUCUAAGAAACAUUAUCUUCUACCUAGAGAACCCACGGAGAGUAUCUCCUGAAUGUUCAUAAUGAAUGUACCAUCCUAUAAGCAUGUCAGACUAAAGGUUUACAGUACCAUUUAGAUACAAAACAACCCAAUUUCAUGAUAUGCAAGAAGAUUUCCUGUUACCUUAAGUUAUAUAGAAAGAUAAUAUUUUUUCAAAAUAUAUAAAGGGGGUCUUUGCUGAGGGUCACACUGAGCUGCGAGGUGCUGCAGGGGUGUCUUUAGAGUCAGCACCAUGGGAGAAGACAUCAAGUCCAAAAUCAAGGAGUACCAGACUGCCCCUUUUGACAGCCACUUCCCCAACCAGAACCAGACUAGGAACUGCUGGCACAACUACCUGGACUUCCACAGCUGUGAGAAGGCAAUGACUGCUAAAGGGGGUGAUGUCUCCAUGUGCAAAUGGUACCGGCAUGUGUACAAGUCCCUCUGCCCCAUAUCCUGGGUGUUGGCCUGGGAUGACCUCUGGGCAGAAGGCACAUUUCCUGGGAAGAUCUGAACUGGCUCCACCCACCUCUCCUCUGUCCUCCAUCCUUCUCCCAGGGUGGUGAAGGGGGACCUGGGUACAUGGUGAUUCCCACCCUGGGAUCCUGAAUCAUGGCUUAACUUAUAACAAAUACUCGUUGGAAAAGUGUAAGACUGCGUAUGUGUAAAAGAACUGGGUGAUCGGGCAAGAAGCUGGGAUGGGAAUUAAUACCUUGACCAAAAAGAGGGACUUCAGGGGGAUUGCUUUUUUUCUGUUUUGCUUUGUUUUAUGUUACUAAAUUGACCACCUUCUUUAUACCAGACAAUAUAGUGAGUGAUUAUAGCCUCAGGCCCCUGUAUGUGCAAAAAUUUAUCUGUAUGUUCCCCUUUAUCACCUAUACAAUUUCAAAAAACUUUUCUUAUGUAAUUUUUGAACCACAUGGAAAUAGCGUAAUAAAAAUUGU